Sipha flava (yellow sugarcane aphid) is the source of this 1024-nucleotide messenger RNA. It is a transcript of the gene Ercc1, whose product is annotated as DNA excision repair protein ERCC-1. Gene Ontology annotation, molecular function: single-stranded DNA binding; damaged DNA binding. The coding region runs from base 188 to 964 and encodes 258 amino acids. Gene Ontology annotation, biological process: meiotic mismatch repair; UV-damage excision repair; mitotic recombination. The record is from RefSeq and is a predicted model, not a curated record. Lineage: Eukaryota; Metazoa; Arthropoda; Insecta; Hemiptera; Aphididae. Gene Ontology annotation, cellular component: nucleus; nucleotide-excision repair factor 1 complex; ERCC4-ERCC1 complex. The transcript is spliced from 4 exons.
AUAAUAAUUUAAACAGAAAUCUGAGUACAAAAUACGUAUGAAGUAUUUUUAGGUAUUUUUUAAUUUGUUUCUAAGUACUUCUUUAUUUUAAUAUCUUACACAAUUUAAACUGUAUUUUGAUUAUUAUAUUUGGUAAAAGUAUUUUCUUCAAGUAUAAUUGUAAACAAAGGUAGAAUAUUGAUAAAAUAUGAAUAAUCCAGGUUCAUUUGCUGAUGAGUUUUGUAAAGUUAAAGCAUCAGAACAUUAUGAAUCAAUCAAUUCAGUUGGGCAGAACAAUUUAGAGACAAUCUAUCAACCCAGUACAAGUGGUGUUAAACAAUCUCCUGUAAAAGCUGCAUCUUUUACCGGUGUAUUAGUUAAUAAUAGACAAAAAGGGAACCCUUUACUCAAAUCAAUUGUAAAUGUACCAUGGGAAUAUUCAGAUGAUAUUAUACCUGAUUAUGUAAUGGGACGUACAACCUGUGCAUUAUAUUUGUCCCUGCGGUAUCACAUGCUAAAACCUGACUACAUUUAUAAUCGAGUGAAAUCCUUAGGAAAACUGUAUGAAUUACGUGUAUUGUUACUUCAAGUUGAUGUCAAAGAACCACAUACAGCUCUUGCAAAACUAACUAGAAUGUGUUUGGUAGCUGAUCUUACUUUAAUGUUGGCUUGGACUUUUGAAGAGGCAGGCAAGCUUAUUGAAACUUAUAAAAUAUUUGAGAACAAACCACCAGAUCUUAUAAUGGAAAAAAUAGAAGGAGAUGACUAUUCCAGAUUGGUCAAUGCUCUUACAACUAUUCGUGCUGUUAACAAAACUGAUGCAGCUUUGUUGCUGUCUACAUUUGGUUCAUUAGAAAAAAUAUGUGAAGCUUCUCAAACAGCAUUGGCAUUGUGUCCAGGGUUUGCUCAGCAUAAAGCAACACAAUUAUAUAAUACUCUACAUAAACCUUUUUUAAAACAAAAGAAAAAAGAGAAAGACUCUUAAUAUCUUAUUGGCAUUAUUCAAAAAAAAUUUUUUUCAAAUGGGGUCUUUAAAUUAAUUGAU